AUGGAACAGGUGGAACAAUCGGGAGGCGAAAGCCCACAGUUGACGUCAGUAAAAUCAGGAACAUGCAGAAACCAGAUUGAGGAAGGGGAUGCAGGUACCGGUACCAGAAGAAAGAGGAGAAAGAAGGAGCCACGGCCAGAGUCCAUCAUCGUGUACCGCUCUGACACAGAGAGGACACCUGGGGAGGACCAUGGUGGAGACACAGAGGGGACAGAGCGAAGCUCAGAAGAGGGGGCGAAAUUUCUGACUACUCCAACAAGUGAAGGCUGGCACAUACCCCCCGACAGUCGCUACGUCACACUGACAGGCACCAUCACACGAGGAAAGAAGAAAGGCCAAAUGGUUGACAUUCACGUGACUUUAACGGAGAAGGAGCUACAGGACAUGGCGAGGUCUAAAGAGCGUUUGGAUGCGGAGUGCGAAGCCGGAGAAGGUGCUAAGCGUUCGUGCGGUUUCGGUUGUAAUCAGGGUCCCCACAUUGUGCUGUGGAGUUUGUCCUGCGCUCCUGUGGUGUUCCUCCUCUCUUUCAUCACCUCCUUCUAUUACGGCACGCUCACUUGGUAUAACGUCUUUCUGGUGUAUAACGAAGAGCGGACGUUUUGGCACAAAAUCACAGUUUGCCCCUGUCUGAUCGUCUUCUACCCCAUGUUAAUCAUGGCCGUGUCAUUGUCACUGGGUCUCUAUGCAGCUGUGGUUCAGGUGUCGUGGACCUUCAGCGAGUGGUGGUUAGCAGUGCGAGAUCUGGAGAAAGGCUUCUGUGGCUGGGCAUGUGGGAAAUUAGGACUGGAAGAUUGCUCACCGUACAGCAUAGUGGAGCUGUUAGACUCCGACACUAUCUCGAGAAGUUUGCCGGGAAAGACCCCUGGUGAGACUGUGCAGACUUCCUCUGUGUGA
Chanos chanos (milkfish) is the source of this 894-nucleotide messenger RNA. RefSeq names its product transmembrane protein 169b (gene tmem169b). NCBI's taxonomy places the organism in Eukaryota, Metazoa, Chordata, Actinopteri, Gonorynchiformes, Chanidae. The coding region runs from base 1 to 894 and encodes 297 amino acids. The transcript is spliced from 2 exons. The record is from RefSeq and is a predicted model, not a curated record.